CAUUGAUAAAUCAAGAUUUAAAAAUAGGUCAUGAAUCGAACUAUUUUAAGCAAAAAAUACUGAGUUUUUUAAAGACGAGAGUGGAGCAGACGAUGUUUUGCUAACAAAUGGAAAUAUUCCAAUCUUCGAAAAUUUAGAAAUGCCAUGUGAUUCCCAGCAACAAUAUUGUUUUUCACUAUGGGACAUAAAUAAUUUAUGACAUGUUUAGAUACCGAAAUGGUUGUCGCUCGCCUAUUGCAUAAUGAUUUUUGCAUUGGAUACAAAAUUUAAUUGGGACUUGGCGACGUGAUAAGAGUGUGUUUUGCUGUCAGAAAAGAACUAGAAGUUGAGCUUGAGGCGAUUCGAAUAUGAAAUUGUGUACAAAGUGUUCGACACGCAAGGCCUGCUUAAAGCGGCCAAAAACCGGCGACCCCUUGUGCAAAGAAUGCUUCUUCGAGGCAUUUGAGGAGGAAAUCCACUGGACAAUAACAACAUUCAAGUUAUUUAAUCCAGGCGAGUAUGUAGCGAUUGCUGCAUCAGGAGGUAAAGAUUCAACGGUGCUGGCCCACGUAAUAAAGCUCCUUAAUGAUCGUUACGGGUACGGCAUAAGGCUUGUGUUGCUUUCAAUUGAUGAGGGAAUCACCGGAUACAGAGACGAUUCGUUGGAGACUGUAAAGCGGAACGAACAUCAGUACAACAUUCCUUUGAAGAUUUUGUCAUAUAAAGAUCUGUACGGAUGGACAAUGGAUAAGAUCGUUGCCGCAAUCGGGAAGCGUAGUAAUUGCACAUUCUGUGGAGUAUUCCGUAGACAGGCCUUGGAUCGAGGUGCCAUGCAGUUAGGUGUUACUAAAAUGGUAACUGGGCACAAUGCAGACGAUAUCGCUGAAACAGUGAUUAUGAAUAUCCUUCGGGGAGAUAUUGCUCGGCUACGGAGAUGUACGUCUAUUGUCACAGGCUCCGACGGGCUUAUACCUCGUUCAAAGCCGUUUAAAUACACAUACGAGAAAGAAAUUGUUAUGUAUGCGCAUUUUAAAAAACUUGACUAUUUUUCAACAGAAUGUAUCUAUUCGCCGAAUGCCUAUCGGGGUCAUGCGAGAGCCUAUAUCAAAAACCUUGAGUUGCAGGAUCCGUUGGCUAUACUCAAUAUUAUUUAUUCAGGAGAGUGCAUGGACGUGCGGGAUGAUGUUCGCUUGCCGUCCAAGCGAACGUGCAAACGUUGUGGGUACAUUUCGUCGCAGGAGGUGUGCAAGGCAUGCGUUAUGCUUGAAGGACUAAAUAAGGGCAUACCGCGGUUGGGGAUUGGAAAAACAAGCAAAGUAAAUAAAAAAAUAGAGAAUCUCAAAAUUUCGUCCGACAGAAGGAUAAAGGGGGGUGAUGAACUGAAGAACGUAAACAUCGCUAAUGAUAGCAACGACAAAGCGAAUAAAUGUACUAACAACGACAAUCAAGCCUCCGAUACAUGCAAAAAUAAAAUUAAGAGCUCGCUUUUGAAAGAGACCACGUUAGACUGGUAAUAAAUUGUUUGUCUUUGUUGUUAU
Varroa destructor (honeybee mite) is the source of this 1517-nucleotide messenger RNA. RefSeq names its product Cytosolic thiouridylase subunit 1 (gene Ctu1). Gene Ontology annotation, biological process: tRNA wobble position uridine thiolation. Gene Ontology annotation, cellular component: cytosolic tRNA wobble base thiouridylase complex; mitochondrion. NCBI's taxonomy places the organism in Eukaryota, Metazoa, Arthropoda, Arachnida, Mesostigmata, Varroidae. The record is from RefSeq and is a predicted model, not a curated record. Gene Ontology annotation, molecular function: tRNA binding.